This is a messenger RNA of Cydia splendana, 1662 nucleotides long. Its product is annotated as cytochrome P450 4d2-like. The coding region runs from base 28 to 1566 and encodes 512 amino acids. NCBI's taxonomy places the organism in Eukaryota, Metazoa, Arthropoda, Insecta, Lepidoptera, Tortricidae. The transcript has 9 exons. Gene Ontology annotation, molecular function: heme binding; oxidoreductase activity, acting on paired donors, with incorporation or reduction of molecular oxygen; monooxygenase activity. The record is from RefSeq and is a predicted model, not a curated record.
AAUCUUUGUUUUUUUUUCAGUAUCACGAUGAUUCUCGUGGCUACCCUCCUGUGUGUGCUCAUAGGGCUGGUAUUUUAUUACGACUACAAGCGCAAGAACACGCGAGCUAAAAAACUACUCAGUAAGUUUAAUGGAUCGGACGGGCUGCCUAUCAUUGGAAAUGCUCUGGAACUCGGAUUUGAUUCUGAUGGUGUGUCUAAAAUCUUAUUAGACAAAUGGCGAAAAUACGGCAUGACUAACUAUCGUUUGACGGUUGGCUCCGAGGAGUGGGUUAUGCUGUGUGAAUCUGACGAUGUCGGGACGAUCCUUGCACAUCCGACAGAGUUGGCCAAGCCCACUGAAAGGAACGCUGCUAUGAUGCCUUUCUUCGGAAACUCUGUCUCAACAUCAGAAGGUGAACGAUGGAAAUCGACUCGUAAACUGAUGACUCCUAGUUUCCACUUCAAGACGCUAGAAGCUCGCGUUGACGCAGUCAAUUCACGCACCGAUGCGCUCUACCAAGUGCUCGACCAAUACGUUGACAAGGCCCCUGUGGAUAUAUACAGAUACCUUCGACCUUUCAUGUUUGACAUUCUGUGCAACACAUUGAUGGGAGUCGAUCACAAUAUGCUCGCCAAUCCUGACCACCCUUAUCUAGACGCUAGCGCUAGGGUUAUCAAAAUCGCCACCGAAAAUUAUUUCUCUUACUGGAGGAAUAUCAGCUUCAUCUUUAAACGGACACCAAUUUAUCGGGAAAUGAUGGAUACCAUCAAAACAAUUAGAGGCUAUAGCGACAAGCUUAUACGUGACAGAAGAGUGAAGUUAAACGAAUUCAUCUAUGAAAUUAAGAGCAACAAUAGGAACGCUACCGUUGAUAUCAACGCUCUGGUUCACGAGAAAGUAUCGGAAAAGGCUUGCCUUCUCGACUCCCUUCUUCUAAGUACCCUGCCCAAUGGCGAUCCUGCUCCGGAUGACACCAUCAAUGAAGAAAUCACUCUGCUCUGUUUCACUGGGCACUACACCACAACAAUGACGAUGGCACACACUCUGUACUGCUUAGCCAAGUAUCCAGAAAUUCAGAAGCGAGUAGUCGAGGAACAGAAUUCCAUAUUCAACAGUGAUAAGCUGAGACAGCCUACCAACCACGAUCUCAUUGAAAUGAAAUAUCUCGAGGCUGUUAUUAAGGAGAGCAUCCGUGUCAUCCCCACUGUGACAAAAAUCGGAAGGCAGCUACAAAAUGAUUUACCAUUAAAAGAUGGUAGAAUCAUCCCUCCUGGAACGCAAGUGGUCGUGUACUACGAGGCCCUGUACGCCGACCCGAAGAUGUUCCCUGAGCCCGAGAAGUACAAGCCAGAGAGGUUCUUCAACAGUCUGCACCCAUACGCCUUCGUGCCAUUCAGCGCGGGACCGAGGAACUGCAUAGGUUUCCGUUACGCUUGGGUGGCGAUGAAGGCGACACUAUCCAACUUCCUUCGUCGGUACGAGGUGCUUCCCGGCGCCCCCGAAGACGAGCCCAAGUUCGCUCAUAGGAUCAUAACCGAAUCCAUCAACGGCGUCAAACUAAGAUUGAAAAAGAGAGAACUUUAGAUAACUUGUCCAAUUGUUGUUGUGGCCAGAAAUGGCAAGUCUGGUCAGUCGUUGUUAUUGCCAAAGUAUUUAAUAGUUUUACUAGGUAGGCAUUUU